UUUCCCCUAGUUCGGGUGUUACUGCAGAUUUCAGCUUGACGGUCUCAUCCUUGAAUGAACCAAACAGCUGUCUGGCAACCUGAAGGGAGUCAUCGUGUGCAGGUUCAACUGUACUGCAGUAACUGCAGUGGAUACGACUCCUCCCCGACCUCAACCUUGCAAGAGCAACGUAAAGUACUAUCACAACACUAGGCACCACAACGCCACCUUUCCCUUGUCUAUCCCAAAGAAUUGCACACAGUGAAAAAGAAUCGCACCAUGUCGCCCCAAACUCUCCGCAUCGGCGUCGACGUAGGCGGGACCAACACAGACGGCGUGAUCCUCGACCUCAACCCCUCUUCCCUUCCUCAGGAGGACACGCACACCAAGGGUAACAUUCUAGCCUGGCACAAGACGACAACCACCACCGACCCUGACCCGAGCGCGGGCAUCGCCAGCACCAUCCGGGCUAUGCUCGCCUCAUGCUCCUCCCAGCUUCAAGUCUCCCCGCACGACAUCGCCAGCGUGACCAUCGGCACGACGCACUUUGUCAACGCCGUCGUCGAGCGCGACGCGACCCGCCUGUCGCGCGUCGCUGUGCUGCGCCUGUGCGGGCCCUUCAGCAAGCAUACGCCGCCCUGCGUCGACUGGCCCGACGAUUUGAGGGACAUCGUGCUCGGCUACUACGCGCUGUUGAAGGGAGGGUUGGAGGUGGACGGGCGGCUUAUCGCGCAGGUGGACGAGGACGAGGUACGCCGCGCGUGUGAAGAGAUCAAAGCGAGGGGGAUCAGGAGCGUCGUGGUGAAUGGGGUUUUUAGUCCCAUUGAUGCGGUUGAAUGUCAGGAGGAGCGGGUCAAGAGCAUCGUGGAGCGGGAAGUGCCUGGGGCGGAUGUGGUUUGCUCCAGGGAGGUGGCUAACUUGGGGUUUUUGGAGCGGGAGAAUGCGGCGAUUCUGAAUGCGGCUAUCCUGGCCUUUGCGAGGCGCACGAUCAAGGCCUUUGAGAAGCCCGUAAGAGACCUGGGUAUGACGUGUCCGGUGUUCGUGGCGCAGAAUGAUGGCACGGUUCUGUCGGGCGAGAUGGCCGCUAAACUGCCCAUACGGACGUUUUCGAGCGGUCCAACGAACAGUAUGCGCGGAGCGGCGUUUCUUGUUCAGGGACAGGCUCGAGAACGAAAAGAGGGUAAGGAAGGGGAGGCUAUGAUGGUGGUUGAUAUUGGCGGGACAACGACCGAUGUGGGAUUGUUGCAGCCAAACGGAUUCCCCAGACAGCAAGCUGCUUACAGCGAGCUGGCUGGCGUGAGGAUGAACUUCUCGUGUCCUGAUAUCAAGAGCAUCGGCCUGGGCGGCGGCUCGAUUGUCAGAAAGGGACCUCCAAUGACAAUCGGGCCUGACAGUGUCGGCAACAGACUGACCGAGGAAUCCAUCGUCUUCGGGGGUAGUACUCUAACAGCCACAGAUUGCGCCGUGUGCGCGAACCCAGAUCUCAAAAUCGGCAACCCUGAUCUUGUCAAGGGGAUACUGACAGAAGAUGAGCUGGCACAGUUCAAAGCCCUCGUCAAACAUAAGCUCGAGCGAAUUGGGGAUACUAUGAAGACUUCUCCUGUUGACUUGCCUGUCGUGCUCGUGGGAGGUGGCGCGAUUCUCGCCCCAGAAGAGCUGAAAGGCGCGAGUAAGGUGCUCAAACCGCAGUGGUCUCAGGUUGCCAACGCGAUCGGUGCGGCCAUAGCCCGCGUUAGUGCGGUGGUUGAUACCAUCAGGUCUACUGAGAGACAAACCACGCAGCAACUGCUUGACAAGAUUCGUAGGGAAGCAAUUGAAAAGUGUGUUGCUGCAGGUGCGUCUAGGGACACCGUGGAGGUGGUAGAGAUGGAAACAUUGCCGUUGCAAUACAUCGCGAACAAGACACGCUUCGUCGUUCGGGCAGUAGGUGAUUUUGACUUGUCACGGACAGGUCACACGCCUACUGGUCUUGAAGAGACAUCCGAAGCAGAACCUAAGGCUGAAGGAGAACACGUCCUGGUCACGAGGCCUGAAUCGAGAAAGGAUAUCCCGCAAAGGCAACCUGAAGCACCCGUAGACCCAGCCACCUACCUACCCAACGUUCGCAACAGGGUCUGGUACAUCAGUGAGACUGACCUCAACUGGAUCUCAGCCGGCUGCUACGUGCUCGGCACCGGUGGCGGCGGCUCUCCAUACCCGCACAUGCUCCUCCUCCGGCAGCUGCUUCGCUCUGGCGCAGUGGUGCGCGUCGUCAGCCCGCAGGACGUGCCCGACGACGGCGCAGUAGGAUGCGGCGGCGGCGCCGGCAGCCCAACCGUCGCCAUCGAAAAGCUACAGGGCGACGAGAUGAUGGAGGCCCAAACGGAGCUGUACAAGAUCUGUCCGAACCGCCCAACCCAUAUCAUCGCCCUCGAGGUCGGGGGCGGCAACGGGUUGCAGGGUAUGACGCUCGGCUCGAGCACCAACAUGGACAUCCCCUGCGUCGACGGCGACUGGAUGGGCCGCGCCUAUCCGACCAAGUGGCAGACCACGCCCGUCGUGUUCAACGAGCGCCAGCCGAUUUGGUCGCCGAUCUGCAUUGCCGAUGGGAACGGGAACGUCGUGGUUAUGCCCAAGGCGUCGGACGAUCAUCAGGUGGAGCGCAUCAUGCGCGCUGCCCUGAGUGAGAUGGGCUCGCAGGUAGCGGCCGCGGAUCCACCCGUAACGGGCGCGGAGAUGAAGCGGUGGAUUGUUGACAAUACCCUCUCGCAAGCGUGGCGGAUUGGGAGGGCUGUGGAGAGAGCGAGGCAGAAGAACCGUUUGGACACCGUGGCGGAAACCAUCAUUGAAGAGUGUGGCGGACCGGCAGCUGGGAAGGUGCUCUUCAAGGGCAAGAUCGUCGGGGUCGAGCGGACACUGAGGAAGGGUCAUGUCUAUGGGGAGUGCAUCAUUGAAGGCGGCGAUGUGGCUGAUCCGGAUCACAGCGCGAGGACUGAAAGGGGUACCACCGCUAGCCAGUCCAGAGGUCGGAUCAAGAUCCCGUUCAAAAAUGAGAACAUUGCGGCCAUCAGGGUUCCAGAGGACGUACAGGAGGGAGAGCUGGAAAAGCAGCAAGAUGUCUUGGCAAUUGUCCCCGACCUGAUUUGUGUCGUCGAUGCGCAGAACGGCGAGGCUGUGGGGACUCCGGAAUACAGAUAUGGGCUGCUAGUCGUUGUCAUCGGUCUGACGGCAUCCGACAAAUGGACUGGCUCGGAGAGGGGCCUGGAGUUAGGAGGACCGAAGGCGUUUGAUAUGGGGCACCUGGAAUACACGCCAUUGGGGAGGUUUGUGAAGCCCGCCAGUGUCAUUGACGAGUUUGACUCGGCAUCAUGA
Molecule: messenger RNA, 3330 nt
Organism: Canariomyces notabilis
Lineage: Eukaryota; Fungi; Ascomycota; Sordariomycetes; Sordariales; Chaetomiaceae
Exons: 3
Coding region: 259-3330 (1023 amino acids)
Biological process (GO): glutathione metabolic process
Cellular component (GO): cytosol
Molecular function (GO): 5-oxoprolinase (ATP-hydrolyzing) activity
Source: RefSeq, a predicted model, not a curated record